CUUCUACCAUUUGAAGGAAAAAGGUACCAUGCUGUCCGCACGACUCACGCGACCGCUUGCGAGCCGCUUGCAACCACAAACAACACACGCACUACGAUCACUAUCGUCAGGGUGCCAGUGUCGGUCGCUUGCCACAGUAACCACAGCAACUACGGGUCCCCGCCACCGUCGACGAAACAUUGGAUAUAUUGCCUCGGCUGCUGCAGCGGUGACACUGUCCUACGGUUUAUGGCGCCAAAACGAGGCACAUUGUGAUGCUGUCUCGGAUGACAAGCAGCGGCGAGCAGAAGGUCCCAUUACAGACAGCGAUCCCAUGCGUCUCCGUAUGGAAUCCUUUGUCAAGGGCCUACAGAACCGAAUCGUGCAAGACGUCGAAGCAAUUGACGGCAAACAAUUUUCACGCACAGCAUGGCAACGCUCUGAAGGCGGGGAAGGAAUCACAUGUGUAUUACAAGAUGGCAAUGUCUUUGAAAAAGCCGGUGUGGGCGUCUCGAUCGUGUAUGGCCAAUUGCCCAAGGCAGCCGUUGAACAGAUGCGCCACGAUCGAGGUAAAGAAAUCACAGCCGAUGGUCCCGUCCCCUUCUUCGCUGCCGGCAUUUCGCUGGUGAUGCAUCCACACAACCCCAACUGCCCUACUGUGCAUUUGAACUACCGCUAUUUUGAGAUCGAGAACCCAGAUGGCACGCCCAAGAUGUGGUGGUUCGGUGGUGGAUCUGACUUGACACCCAGUUAUCUCUUUGAGGACGAUGCGAUCCAUUUCCAUCAAGUUCUCAAGGAUGGGUGUGACAAGGCGGACAAACGGUACUAUAAGGAUUUCAAGCAGUGGUGUGACAAAUACUUUUACAUCAAGCAUCGUGGUGAAGCACGCGGCAUUGGCGGCAUCUUUUUCGACGAUCUGGAUGACAAACCCGCAGAAGAAUUGUUUGGAUUCAUCAAGGACAUGGGCAACCGGUUCUCCCUUUCCUACUUGCCCAUCGUCAAGAAGCGCAUGAACAUGAAGUUUACUCCCGAAAUGAAGCGAUGGCAACAGAUCCGUCGUGGUCGUUAUGUCGAGUUUAAUUUGGUGUGGGACCGUGGUACCAAGUUUGGCUUGCAGACGCCUGGCGCACGCAUUGAGGCGAUCUUGAUGUCUUUGCCGCUCACCUCGCGGUGGGAAUACAUGCAUGAGCCGGAGGCAGGCACUGAACAGGCCGAUUUAGUAGAGGUGCUCAAGAACCCACGGGACUGGGUUCCUUUGGAUUAAGUACAUAGCCGCAUAUCUAGAUUUGAACAAAAAAAGCCUCUUUUUUUAUUCUUUCCAUUUUUCUUCUAAUUACUGCCGUAGCGUGUUUCCUUUUGUAUUACAGUACGAUUAUCAUGUUCUACCGAUAUGCACUGCAUUUUACUAUUUUGGUUAUAAAGUAGAAUCGGUGACAUCGUUCUUGAUUUGUAUAUGACUUGCAUAACACACACCGCACAGCGAGGCGGUUUCAGUGUCCCCAGGCACUCAAUUGGGCUUUUGGGUUUGCGGACCUUACAAUCAUAGAGCACGCUACAAAUUUUGUUUUUUUUUUUUUUUCUUAAAGUUUUGUUGCCAAAAUAA
This is a messenger RNA of Zychaea mexicana, 1582 nucleotides long. RefSeq names its product Coproporphyrinogen III oxidase. The coding region runs from base 29 to 1243 and encodes 404 amino acids. Gene Ontology annotation, molecular function: coproporphyrinogen oxidase activity. NCBI's taxonomy places the organism in Eukaryota, Fungi, Mucoromycota, Mucoromycetes, Mucorales, Lichtheimiaceae. The transcript has 4 exons. The record is from RefSeq and is a predicted model, not a curated record. Gene Ontology annotation, cellular component: cytoplasm; mitochondrial intermembrane space.